Molecule: messenger RNA, 3371 nt
Organism: Equus quagga
Lineage: Eukaryota; Metazoa; Chordata; Mammalia; Perissodactyla; Equidae
Gene: SLC26A1
Product: solute carrier family 26 member 1
Exons: 4
Coding region: 356-2467 (703 amino acids)
Biological process (GO): transmembrane transport
Cellular component (GO): membrane
Molecular function (GO): chloride transmembrane transporter activity; secondary active sulfate transmembrane transporter activity; bicarbonate transmembrane transporter activity
Source: RefSeq, a predicted model, not a curated record
GUGGUGCACCUUAUCUGCCCGGAGGAGGGACCGGAGGCCCUGGACUGCUGUGACUCCACGUGCCCUGCCCUCUGGCCAGCGGCUCUGCACAGCCUCGAAGUCAGAUGCCACCCACAGAGCACUACCCGCCCGCCAGCGCCAGAUCCACCACAGCCCAGCUCCGGGCAGCAGCUCUGUGCCGGAACCCUGCCGCCCCACUCACCACCCGCCAACAGAAGCCAGAGGGCUCGGAGGUCCAACUGGCCAGCAGCCCCUGGCCUUGGAGGACAGACAGGUCGGGUGCCUUGCCACCCUCCAGCCCACCGAGCCCGUGCCAGGUUCCCCCAGUUUUCCCCAAGGGACCUGGUUCCCCAGGAUGGAAGUGCCCCCGGAGCAGAGUUGGGGGCCGGUGCUAGUCCGCCGGCAGCCCCCAGCAACCCAGGGCCUGCGCGAGACGCUGAAGGCCAGACUGCGGCGGAGCUGCACAUGCAGCAUGCAGGGGGCCAAGGCGCUGGUGCAGGACCUGCUCCCCGCCACGCGCUGGCUGCGCGGUUACCGCCUGCGGGAGGACCUGGUGGGGGACGUCAUGUCCGGGCUGGUCAUCGGCAUCAUCCUGGUGCCGCAGGCCAUCGCCUACUCGCUGCUGGCAGGGCUGCAGCCCAUCUACAGCCUCUACACGUCCUUCUUCGCGAACCUCAUCUACUUCCUCAUGGGCACCUCACGCCACGUCUCUGUGGGCAUCUUCAGCCUGCUCUGCCUCAUGGUGGGGCAGGUGGUGGACCGCGAGCUCCUGCUGGCUGGCUUCGACCCUGCCCAGGAUGGCCCGGGGCCCAGGCACAACAGCAGCACCUUCAACGCCUCAGCCGCCAUGCUGGCGCUCGGGCUGCAGGACUGCGGGAGGGACUGCUACGCCAUCCGUGUCGCCACCGCCCUUACACUGAUGGCCGGCAUUUACCAGGUCUUCAUGGGUAUCCUCCGGCUCGGCUUCGUGUCUGCCUACCUCUCACAGCCACUGCUCGACGGCUUUGCCAUGGGGGCCUCAGUGACCAUCCUCACCUCCCAGCUAAGGCACCUGCUGGGCGUGCGGGUCCCGCGGCACCAGGGGCCAGGCAUGGUGGUCAGCACAUGGCUGAGCCUGCUACGCAGUGCUGGGCAGGCCAACCUAUGUGACGUGCUCACCAGUGCCGUGUGCCUGGCCGUGCUGCUGGCUGCCAAGGAGCUCUCAGACCGCUGCCGGCACCGCCUGAAGGUGCCACUGCCCACGGAGCUGCUGGUCAUUCUGGCGGCCACGCUCGCAUCCCAUUUAGGGCAGUUCCAUGAGCGCUUUGGCUCUAGUGUGGCCGGCGACAUCCCCACGGGCUUCAUGGCCCCGCGGGUGCCGGACCCCGGGCUGAUGCAGCGCGUGGCGCUGGACGCUGUGCCCCUGGCCUUCGUGGCCUCCGCCUUCUCCAUCUCACUGGCUGAGAUGUUUGCCCGCAGCCAUGGCUACUCUGUGCGGGCCAACCAGGAGCUGCUGGCCGUGGGCUGCUGCAACGUGCUGCCCGCCUUUUUCCACUGUUUUGCCACCAGCGCUGCCCUGGCCAAGAGCCUGGUGAAGACGGCCACCGGCUGCCGCACGCAGCUGUCCAGCGUGGUCAGUGCCGCUGUGGUGCUGCUGGUGCUGCUGGCACUGGCGCCACUGUUCCGGGACCUGCAGCGGAGCGUGCUGGCCUGUGUCAUCGUCGUCAGCCUGCGGGGGGCCCUGCGCAAGGUGAGGGACGUCCCACAGCUGUGGCAGCUCAGCCCAGCCGACGCACUGGUCUGGGUGGCCACUGCGACCACCUGCGUGCUGGUCAGCACCGAGGCUGGCCUGCUGGUUGGCGUGCUCCUCUCACUGCUCAGCCUGGCCGGCCGCACACAACGCCCACGUGCUGUCCUGCUCGCCCGCAUCGGGGACUCAGGAUUCUACGAGGACGCCGAGGAAUUUGAGGGCCUGGUCCCUGAGCCCGGGGUGCGGGUGUUCCGCUUCGCGGGGCCACUCUACUACGCCAACAAGGACUUCUUCCUGAAAUCGCUCUACAGCCUCACGGGGCUGGAUGCAGGGCGCGAGGCCGCCAGGAGAAAGAAGCAGGGCUCAGGAGCAGGGGUCAGUGAGGAAGACCCUGUUGAGGGCAAGGACCUUGGCCCAGGGAGCAGCUCAGCUGUGCUGGUGCCCACGGCGGGCAGCUUCCACGCAGUUGUCAUUGACUGUGCCCCGAUGCUGUUCCUGGAUGCGGCCGGCAUGGCCACGCUGUGGGACCUGCGCCGAGACUACGGGGCCCUGGGCAUCACUCUGCUCCUGGCCUGCUGCAGCCCUGCGGUCAGGGAGGCCCUGAGGAGAGGCGGCUUCCUCGGGGAUGAUCAGGGGGAUACGGCUGAGGAAGCGCAGCUGUUCCACAGCGUGCACAGCGCUGUGCAGGCGGCCCAAGCCCGCCACAGGGAGCGGGCGGCUGCCGACUCCACCCUCUAGUAGGGCCAGUGCCUGCCCCCAGUCUCCACUCCCUCCUGGGAGCCCAAGGCAGACCUUCUCCCCUGUGGCCCACCAGGACCCCACACAGAGCAAUGUUGUGCCGCCUCUGCCCUGGAGGAACCAACACGACCCAACGAGGCAGGAGGAUGGUGCUGUGAACACACGCGAGGACCAGACACACAAAGACCCAGACACACAAGGACCAGCCACACGCGGACCCAAGACCUGGGCCCUCGAGACGAACACCGCCAGUGCCAACCAGGGCUCUGGUGCCAUGCGUCGUGAGACUCGUUGGAUGUGGCAUCGCCAUUUUAUUAGAAUGAGGACCCCAAAGCAAUCAUGUGGCUCUAAGGUGCCAAAGCCUGACAGCUGGGGGCUCUGGCCAGGGCGUGAGGGUCUCUGUGCCUCUGAAAGCACCCCCAGCACACACACCCAAGUGUUCCUUACCCCUCAUGCCUCACCCUGCGGGGCCUUGCAGGGCCAAAGGCAGGUGUGAGUGACAGAGCCUCACCUCAGCCCUCGGGCACAGCGUCCCUGCACAGCCCCACCCGAGAACACUCAGCACGGGUCACCUGGGUGCCCACUCCUGGUGCCUGGUCCAGCCACAAAGCCAGGGCAGCGGAACGCCCACAUGACCCCAAGCCUCCCGGCAGACCUUGGGCAGGAGGGCAGCUGUGCCCGACCCAGGGGCUGCCCAGGCACCCACGGCCCCGCAGAGCCAAGGAGGACCAUCCUCCUCGUCUCCCCACAGGAUGCCUUGCCAGGAAGUGUAGAAGCAACAGGUCCUCAGAGCAGGAGCCCCUCCCCUGCUGCCCCUACAGCCGGGCACCGUCUCCUCGCAGCCUCAGUCCUCAUCUCCAUGCUGUGGGCUCUGCCCAGCUGCCCACCCUCUCCAACACCCACC